Prunus armeniaca (apricot) is the source of this 1482-nucleotide messenger RNA. Lineage: Eukaryota; Viridiplantae; Streptophyta; Magnoliopsida; Rosales; Rosaceae. The record is from the annotation of a GenBank genome assembly.
AUGACUGAAGAUUAUGAACAAGGAAAUCUCAUUGCACAAGCAGAGGUUUUUCUUUCUGAAGUCUUCAGCAAUUGGAGAGACUCCAUAGUAGCUCUUGAAACAUGUGAAGAAGUUCAACGAUAUGCUGAAGAUCUCCACAUUGCUUCAAGAUGCAUUGAUUCCUUGGCCAUGAAAGCUUGUGCAGACCCAAAGUUAUUCAGUUGGCCUAUAGUAGGAGGAAAUGACGACAUGAAGAACCCAACAGCCACUAUCUUAUGGAAUGGAAUAGUUUCUGAUGACGCUAAGCCACAAUCUCCCUCUGAUGAUUGGUGGUAUGAAGAUGCAUCCUUACUUAGCUUAUCUCUCUAUAAACGAUUGAUUCAAGCGGUUGAAUCGAAAGGAAUGAGGCCUGAGAGUAUUGCUGCUUCUCUCAUAUUCUAUGCUAGAAAGUAUCUCCCCUUAAUGAAUAGGCAAUCAAGCUUUAACGACACAAAUUAUGUAAACUCAGGCACAACCAUUUCUAACAUUUCUGAGGCAGACCAGAGGGCUCUACUUGAAGAAAUUGUGGGGUUACUUCCUCAUCAGAAAGGAGUCACAUCCUCAAAAUUUCUGCUUAGGCUGCUACGAACUGCUAUGAUCUUACAUGCAAGUCCAUCAUGUAGAGAAAAUUUGGAGAAAAGGGUAGGUGCUCAGUUGGACCAAGCUGUGCUCGUAGAUCUUCUCAUACCAAAUAUGGGUUAUUCAGUGGAGACUCUUUAUGACAUAGACUGCAUUCAGAGGAUUCUUGAUCAUUUCAUCUCAAUAAACCAGGCUUCACUUGCAUCAACUUCCCCGUGCAUAAUUGAGGAGGGGCAAUUGAUGAGUGGCACUGAUCCACUGACACCUAUUACUAUGGUAGCCAAUCUGGUGGAUGGAUAUCUUGCUGAGGUAGCGCCUGAUGUCAAUUUGAAGUUACCAAAAUUUCAGGCACUUGCUGCUGCACAUCCUUGGCUUACAGAUUCUGAAAGGGAGCAACUCUGCCGACUCAUGAACUGCCAGAAGCUCUCACUGGAAGCUAGCACCCAUGCAGCUCAGAAUGAGAGGUUACCUCUUCGAGUAAUUGUUCAAGUCCUCUUCUUUGAACAGCUUCGACUCCGUACAUCGAUUUCUGGAUGGUUUUUUGUUGACAAUCUUGAGAACUCACAGAACCCCAGUGGAAACCUUGGCCUCCCUACCAAAAAUGAUGUCUCUGGUCAAGUGGAACCUGCACAAGACCGGGCCGUAGGUGUUGAUCAUCAUGACAUGAGGGAACGUGUUUUAGAGCUUCAAAAGGAGUGUUCAAACAUGAAAAAGGAGCUGCAGAAGCUGGUGAAGACCAAGAGAAGUUGGAGCAUCCUUCCCAAAAGGCUAGGUUUUAGAAAAAAAUGGGAGCCUUGUAGUCCAAAAGAAUCAAAGCCCUCUGAUAGGAUGGCACCAGCACCAGCACCAUGUUGCAAUGGGCAACAAAAUCAUGAGAACAGCUAG